Paramecium pentaurelia is the source of this 3260-nucleotide messenger RNA. The record is from the annotation of a GenBank genome assembly. Lineage: Eukaryota; Ciliophora; Oligohymenophorea; Peniculida; Parameciidae.
AUGAACGAUAACUUUAUAGAUGAAGAAAAUGAAGGCAAUAUUUAGGAUGACAGAAAAAAACAUUACAACUAAUUAUUAAGUACAUGUUAGAAAGUUUCAAUUGGAUGUUUGUCUAUAAGUGGAUUGGCUAUCUUUAUUUUAUCAUUUUUUAUUCCGUCCAUUGUUGAAAAUGUGAUUAAUGGUAAAGUACCAGAUUAAGUGAUUCUGACAGAGUCAAAUAGUGGAUUAUGGGCAAAGCUACCAGGUGAUUCUUAAGUUGAUUUAAUGAGAGUAUUAACAGUCUAUGAACCAACAAAUUUACUUGACGUCAUUUUUCGUGGGUAAAAACCUUAAUUUAUAGAACAUGAAAAAGUUUACUCACUAAUUCAAGUGCAAGAAUUUACUAAUAGGACAUAUUCAGAAGAUGGUAAGGAAGUAACUUGUAAUAGAUAUGUAACGUUUUAAGAAAAAAAUGCAGAAGAAGGUACAAAAGAAUACUAAGUAUUAAAUCCAGGAUUAUUUGGAAGUUGGUAUUUAGGUACUCAUUUACCAUAACCAAAAUUAACUUGGAUGACUAUAGGAUAAGUUAUGUAUAAUCUGUAGGAAUAAUUAGUGUUAAAUAUUUAUUAUUAAGGGUUUCAUUAUCAAUUUGUAAAAGAUGAAGCAUCAUGUCAUGCAUUAUUGAAAAUGAUAACUGAUGAAUAAAAAAGAAAGGAUAUGUUUUAUGAUAAUUUCAUGGGAUUAGGUAAUCCUGACACUAUGGAAAAUUGGGUUCGUUUAGGUUUGGAAGGACAUGACUUUGGACCUGCAGGUUAAUUACUAAAGGAUUACUUCGAUCUAAAUUAAGAACUUGUAAAUGAUAUUCGUAAAGCAAUAAGUUAACAAAUUAAAGCCAUUAAUGUAUCUGCAAUGGCUAAUAGUUAUAAAUGUAAUCCAUAUGGAUAAGAACCAGAUUAAAAGAAAUAUAAAUAUGAUUGCACUGGUAAAUAUUUUACUGCUUUAUAAUGGUAAUCAAGUGGAAUAUCAGCUAAUCCUCCUCCAGGUUUAGGAAUAUUACCUACAGAUUCUGUCAACUUUACAAAUAAUACAUUACAUGAUUAUAUAGAAAUUGCAUACUAUUAUAAAGGAGGAGAAUUUGACACAGAUUAUGGAGAAAUUACAUUUGAUUUAGAUUGGGCAUAUUAAUUCUUAAAUAGAAAUUAUGAUUAUCCUAAUGGUGAUUAUCUUAAAGAUCAAAAUAUCUUAUAACAUAAAGGAAAUGUUGAAUUUAUUUAUGAAAUAGGUGCUAAAUUUGAUAAAAGUAAAAAUUUAGAAGACUUAAAACCAAUACAAGAAAGAUUUUAAAUGAAAUCAUUAGAAUAGGCACAUGUAGUAUAUAGAUGGGUAUAAUAAAUGGGUGUCAAUUUUUCUUAUAGAAGAAAUUUAGGUGGUAAACUUGAACAUGGUGGUAUUGGUAUGUUUGCUAGUGAAUCAAUAUAUUAUCACUUUAGGAAUGUUAGUGAAUAUUUAUUACCUUAUUUAAUAAGUUCAGAAAUGAUAUAUAAAUAGAAAUGGAAAGAUUGUAAAACUAUGUUCAAAUAAAGUAUUGGAAAUAUAGAUGAAAAAUAGGCUGAAUCAAUUUGUAAAAGUAUGGGAUAUUAAUUAAAUAUUAAUCAUUUCAUGACUAUAUAAUAAUUAUGUAUAUUUGGAGUUUAUGGAUCUUAAUUGUAAGAAUUUGGAAAGAAUCAUUCAUUAAGUUAAAAUUAAAUUUUUGAGAUUUGUUCAGAUAAAGGUUCUACUGAUCAAUCAUUUUAAGAUGUUAUUCAAAUUGUACAUACAGAAUUGAAGGAAAAAUACAAAUGUUAAUUUACUCAUUGUUCUAAAUAAGAAUUAGCAAUCAAAUAAUUUGCUAGAUGUGAAAUUACAUUAAAUCCACCUCCAUCUUUAAUUAAAUAAAAGAGUAUUCAUUAUUGGAACAAAAAGUAAUUCCCUCGUCCUUUUGAAUAUGGCUAUUUUAUAACAGAAUUCAAAGAUAUAUUUACUAAAGAACCACCAUAAAUGACAGAUUUUUAAGCUAAAAAAUUAUUACAUUUUAAAGGUAUAUUCAAUCCUUUAGCUGUCACUUCAGCAUUUAUUUAUGAAAAAAAUCAUCCAGAAUUUUAUUUGAAAUUUAUAGAUAUCUAUUAAGUAAGAGAAUAUGAACAUUUAACAUAAUAUUUACGUUUUGCUGCUAUUCAAGGAGUAAUGGGUGGAAUGUCAACUACUAAAACUCCUAAAGAAUUAUUUUUUGGUUAUUCUGAAUCUUUAGGAGAGGAAUUAAAAAAUAGUGAUCCAGCUGGAAAUGGUGAUCCAGCUACAAAUUCAUGGGUUAUGAUGGGAGAUCCAAAUAUGACAAUAGCAGACAGUUAUAAUUAUCCAUAAGUAUUAUACACAGGCAAAGAUAAUUUAACAAUGACAAGAUAUAUAAAGUCUAUGAAUAAAUAUGAUUAUGCAAUUGUAAUAAUAUUUAAUAAUAAAUAUAGUACAAUUAUUCAUAUUUUGAUGGGAAUAAGACAGUUACUAAAUGGGAUAAUCCAUGGAAUGAAAAAGAAUAUAUUACUUCAUCAACUGAUGGUAUUACUUUUAAACCGUAUUUAAAAUAAGAAGAUGUAAUUAGACUCUAUGUUCCUUAGAUAUAUCGAGUGUGUAAUAAUAAAUUAUAAUGAUAUAUUAUAGUGGAAAUGAAGUCUAUUUCUGAUGGUCCAAAAAUAUAUGGGUUAGAUACUAUUCAUUUUGAAUUAGAUUUGGAUAAUCUCAAUAUUAAUCAAAAAUAUAAUAAUUAAUGGAAUGGAACAAUUAAUAUGGAAAAACCAUUCAAUGCUCCAGCUGUUGUAUCAUUGCCUCAUUUCUAUAAAAGUAAUAGUAAUCUUUCAGAUCUCAUAACAAUUAAAAAUAAGGAUGGACAUGUGAUAAAUGCUUCUGAUUAUGAUAAGAUUUAUGCCAAUAUUGAAAAAUACUCUGGUGCUCCAUUACAAGCAGUCAUAUAAUUGAUGAUUUCAAUGAAAAUUCAAAAAGAUGAAUUGUUUAUAAAUGUUAAAGAAGACAUGGUGUUACCUUUAAUCACACUAUAUAAUUCAGGCAAUUUCACUGAAAAAGGUGUUAAAGCAAAUUUUGGAGAACUAAAAACUGGACUUUCUACAAUUAAUUGGGGAUGGUAUUUAAUAAUGAGUGUUGGAAUAAUUAUGAUUUUGGGUGCAAUUCUUAUUGUAGUGAUAGCCAAAUAUAAAAAAUAGAAAGUAGAUUCAGUCUAUAGUGAACAAUGA